Messenger RNA from Acomys russatus (golden spiny mouse), 1776 nucleotides. It is a transcript of the gene Katna1, whose product is annotated as katanin catalytic subunit A1. Bases 182 to 1663 code for a protein of 493 amino acids. NCBI's taxonomy places the organism in Eukaryota, Metazoa, Chordata, Mammalia, Rodentia, Muridae. Gene Ontology annotation, biological process: microtubule severing. Gene Ontology annotation, cellular component: microtubule cytoskeleton. The record is from RefSeq and is a predicted model, not a curated record. The transcript has 11 exons. Gene Ontology annotation, molecular function: microtubule severing ATPase activity; microtubule binding; ATP hydrolysis activity.
GCCCCGCGGGUGCGGGCUUGGCAGUGGGCGCUGCUUUAAGUGGGCCUGCCGGGUUUGACUUCAAAUUGGCUGCGGAGCUGGAACUGCGGCUCCCGCGGGCCUCGGCUGUGCGGCUCCGACUUCUUUCCCCGCCACGCGGCGGGCAGCGUGUCCCGAAGCCUCGGGCCGCUUCAGCUUACACAUGAGCAUGAGUCUUCUGAUGAUUAGUGAGAAUGUAAAGCUGGCUCGUGAGUAUGCAUUGCUGGGAAACUAUGACUCUGCUAUGGUCUAUUACCAGGGAGUUCUUGACCAAAUUAACAAGUAUCUAUACUCAGUCAAAGACACGUACCUCCAGCAGAAGUGGCAGCAGGUUUGGCAGGAAAUAAAUGUGGAAGCUAAGCAUGUUAAGGAUAUCAUGAAAACACUUGAGAGCUUUAAACUGGACAGCACUCCUUUGAAAGCUGCGCAGCAUGAGCUUCCAGCUUCUGAAGGAGAAGUCUGGUCCCUGCCUGUUCCUGUCGAACGACGACCCUCACCAGGACCUAGGAAACGCCAGUCCUCUCACUACAGUGACCCAAAACCACACAGUAACCGCCCAGGCACAGUUGUCAGAGUGCAUCGUCCAUCUGCACAGAAUCUUCACAAUGACAGAGGGAAAGUUGUUCGUAGUCGUGAAAAGAAAGACCAGAAUAAAGGAAGAGAGGAAAAGAACAAGUCACCUGCUGCAGUUACAGAACCAGAGGCAAAUAAAUUUGACAGCACUGGAUAUGACAAGGACUUAGUAGAAGCUUUGGAAAGAGAUAUAAUUUCUCAGAAUCCCAAUGUUCGGUGGGAUGAUAUUGCUGAUUUAGUAGAAGCUAAAAAGCUGCUUAAGGAAGCAGUGGUGUUACCAAUGUGGAUGCCAGAAUUCUUUAAGGGCAUUAGGAGACCGUGGAAAGGAGUACUGAUGGUCGGCCCACCUGGCACUGGGAAAACCCUCCUUGCUAAAGCAGUUGCUACAGAAUGCAAGACAACAUUCUUCAAUGUCUCCUCAUCAACCCUGACUUCCAAAUACAGAGGGGAGUCUGAGAAGCUUGUUCGUCUUCUGUUUGAAAUGGCUCGAUUUUACUCUCCAGCUACCAUCUUUAUUGAUGAGAUAGAUUCCAUUUGCAGCCGCCGAGGAACUUCUGAAGAGCAUGAAGCAAGCCGAAGGGUAAAAGCUGAGCUGCUGGUUCAAAUGGAUGGUGUUGGAGGUGCCUCAGAAAAUGAUGACCCUUCCAAAAUGGUUAUGGUUCUGGCAGCUACUAAUUUUCCCUGGGAUAUAGAUGAGGCUUUACGACGCCGUCUUGAGAAGAGAAUCUAUAUUCCUUUACCGUCAGCAAAAGGCAGGGAGGAACUGUUAAGAAUAAGUCUGCGAGAGCUGGAAUUGGCUGAUGACGUUAACCUUGCAAGCAUAGCAGAAAACAUGGAAGGUUACUCAGGUGCGGACAUUACCAAUGUGUGCAGGGACGCAUCCUUGAUGGCCAUGAGACGACGUAUUGAGGGUCUAACCCCAGAAGAAAUCCGAAACCUUUCAAGAGAAGAAAUGCAUAUGCCUACCACCAUGGAGGAUUUUGAAAUGGCUUUAAAGAAAGUUUCUAAGUCAGUAUCAGCGGCAGACAUUGAAAGAUAUGAGAAAUGGAUAGUUGAGUUUGGAUCAUGCUAGCUAAGUUCUCACAUGUAAACUGUGAGAAAUCUGCCUUAAGUCUUUGAAAAAUGAUUAAAUGUAGUAUUUCAUUGCAGUGAGUGCUGUAUUUUUUUAAACUUUCAUAAUGGUGU